Messenger RNA from Culex pipiens pallens (northern house mosquito), 1387 nucleotides. RefSeq names its product tumor suppressor candidate 3 (gene Ostgamma). Bases 139 to 1125 code for a protein of 328 amino acids. NCBI's taxonomy places the organism in Eukaryota, Metazoa, Arthropoda, Insecta, Diptera, Culicidae. The transcript is spliced from 3 exons. The record is from RefSeq and is a predicted model, not a curated record. Gene Ontology annotation, cellular component: oligosaccharyltransferase complex.
CGUCAACAUUCAGCUGCAGUUCAAUUUUCGUUGUCGUCGGUCGGGGCCGCAAAUUGCUGCCGGAGAAAAUUUAAAUUAUUUUGUACUUUUCCCCGAUUAAUCGAUAGUCCACCGGAACGACCGGACCACCCCGCCACCAUGCGAAUCCUGGUGAAAAUCGCAAUUCUGAUUGCAAUCUCACUGUGCCUGUUCCACCAUGCGGACAGCCAGACCAAGGGCCGAACGGCUCAGCCACUGUCGGAGAAGGUCCAACAGCUGCUGGAGAUGAACGCCAAGCGGCCGGUGAUGCGGUUCAACGGGAACCGCUUCCGGGACUUUGUCAAAUCGGUGCCCCGGAACUACUCGAUGGUCAUCAUGUUUACGGCGAUGGCCCCGGCUCGGCAGUGUGUCAUCUGUCGACAUGCCCACGACGAGUACACGAUAGUGGCCAACUCGUACCGAUACUCGCAGGUCUACUCGAACAAGCUGUUCUUCGCCAUGGUAGACUUUGACGAGGGCUCGGACGUGUUCCAGAUGCUGCGUCUGAACACGGCCCCGGUCUUCAUUCACUUCCCGGCCAAGGGAAAGCCAAAACCGGCCGACACCAUGGACAUCCAGCGGGUGGGCGUCUCGGCCGAGGUCAUCGGCAAGUGGAUUCAGGAGCGGACCGACGUUCAGAUCCGCAUCUUCCGCCCGCCCAACUACUCCGCCACUGUGGCCAUCCUGAUGCUGACGGCGUUUGUCGGUGGUUUUCUGUACCUGCGACGCAACAAUCUGGACUUUUUGUACAACAAGCAGAUGUGGGGCUUCCUGGCCGUUAUCUUCUGCUUCGCGAUGGUUUCCGGCCAGAUGUGGAACCACAUCCGCAGCCCACCGUUUGUGCACAAGGGUCAACACGGCAUCGCGUACAUCCACGGGUCCUCGCAGGGCCAGCUGGUGAUCGAGACGUACAUCAUCAUGUUCUUAAACGCCAUGAUCGUCACCGGUAUGAUCCUGCUGACCGAGUCGGGCUGGCAAACCGACGCCCGCAAGGGCAAAAUCGCCGCCGUGGUCGGACUGGUGCUGGUCGCGGUGUUCUUCUCGCUUAUCCUCUCGAUCUUCAGAUCCAAAGCACAAGGCUAUCCCUAUAGCUUCUUAUUUAAGUAAACUACACACGAAAACUAGCACUGUUCUCAAAUUGAUUCGGUUGUGCUCGCGUGUGUGUGUGCAAUGGGUUAAGUCCUACGAAUCAGCAAGUAAUGAAUUGACUGUCACCGUAAUCACACAUUUUUUUCCAUCAUGUUUCGCGUUGGCGAGUUUACCAAAAUCACAUUGAUUUGUUUUUAGGUGUGACAACUAUUAGGGUGCAAAAUAAUCUGUCCGGUAAAUAACUAAACUAAACAAUACAUUUUCUUGUUCACAACUGUCA